AUGCAAAUGGCUGCUGUAUCAAGGGGAGGAAUUGUCGUCAGUGUGUCGGUGGUCCCUGUCCCAGCGAUCGAGAGAUCCCACCUGGAGCUUCGAGGGGAAAACCCUCUUAUCUCAGUUCUUCAGCUCUUUCCUCUUUUCUCGUCAUCACUGCGGAACAUCGUCUUGGAUGCCUCUUCCUGGAAGGCAGGUCAAGGAACCUUCAUCCCUUUCCAACCAUCCUAUACUACCCGGAAGAUUCAGGACGUCAUCCAGCCUUUGUGCCUUCCACCGCCUCCCAGUGUGUUAUCGGUAAACCCCCCUGAGGCCAUCUCUUCUAAAUAUCAGGCGGAAACCAACCUCGAAACGGAAAACACCGGAGUGUCAGCCAUUCCCCCUUCACCACUCAAGCUCCAGCUUCCUUCUUCGGAACGACACGAAGACAUGUCAUAUCAGCCGCCACCCACCUUAAGAGUACAAUGUGUAAACUCCAUCACUACCGCACCAGAAACUUCUGCCUCGUCUUCCUCCUUCUCCAUGCCGCAAGUUGAUGUUUCGACUAAUGAUGCGGAAGACGAAGAGGAAAGCGGUAGUGGAAUCACGGAAGGCGCUAAAUGCAGCAAGAAAAAAGUAAGAAUGAUAGGAUGUAAAAUUUACGUUCUUGUUAAUCAGCGAAAUGGUUGUCAUGUUUUGCGUUUUUUAGGUGGGCUAGCCGUAGUAGCUGAGGCAAGCGCGAGACAAGAGCGAGAAGCAAGACUCGCGCUAGAUGAGGGGCGGUAAAGAAAAAAGAAAUGACGCUUUUUCACGCUUCACAUUUCACGUUUCUUACUCUCCGCGCUCGCCUCAUUUUAUUUUCCCUACUGCUUAAGUAGUGUUCAUUCUUACGAAGGUCGCUUUCAUUUUCUUGUUCAUUACGCUCUUUGUUGAAAAUUUAGACACUUUCUCAUUAAUCCGAGACUAGAAGCGAUGACUUAAUGUGUCAAAAUCCUUCAUGUAAGCAUAACGUUUCUCUUCGACGCCAUUUUGUCGAAUUUGAAAGCGGGAACUGGUACCGAUGCAAUCUUUAUUUCCGGUGUGCCCAGUCCUCAAGACAACAAACGGUCCUCGAAGACUGAACAAAGGACCGAAUUUUAAAAGCAUACAAUCCUAGAGAACGGAACGUCAAAGAAAACUAAAAUAUACUGAUCAUACUCGCAGUGCUACCUGUAUAAAAAGAGAAAAAUUUUGCUCGAUGUUCCAAAUUAUGCCAAAAAUUAUGCUAGCACAACCUAUAAGGGCCUUGUAGGGGCCAGCUACGCUUGGCAGAGUAAAUAAGACACAACAACUUCUAUGCGUCUGAUUCCUUGUAUUCUUGUACCGGAUAAUAAAAACGAAUAAAAAAUGAGGGUCUAUUCGGCGACAAUUCGAAUUUAUUGCUUCUUACACAGCCUAAGAUCCUUCGCUAAAACUAACUCGGUAAAAAAACGGCAAAAAAUCAUGUAAGUAACACUCAAACUACACACAUGGCGUGGGAAACUGCGCCCUAGGUAUAUUGUCAGCGGCGCUAUAAAUUGUAUGUAAGCGCGACGAAUCAUACAGGCCUAGUCUCGAUUUUUCUUACUGUUUACAUUGUCAGGGAUAUUAAUUUUUUCUUUCUCGCAGAAAAGCCGUUCCAGAAAAGUACUUACCUGGGUGACGAAGUUUGUUUGUUUUGGCUGCUGCAAGAAGCAGCAUGAAGAGAAAUGAGGAGAAAGCAAUAUUUAGAUAUUUUUCUGUUACUGUUUUUUGUUUUGAUUUGUACAAUUUUUUUAUUAAAAAAGGAAAAUGGAAAAAAAACAUAAAAUCCAAAACUUAAAAAAAACAAAACAAAACAAACAUGAAAAAGAAAAAACUCGAAAAAUUUUGAAAUCGUGGCCCAGCAACCUUAGCGGCGCCUUUGAAACGGUCACAUGACUUCACAAAGUGAAACGUCGUCGCCACGGCAGAAGGUAAGAAAUACACAAAUUUUUGCACCCUUAUUGACGAGAUAUUGAUUCAAAUUAGUUAAAAGACAUACAUUUUGAUCAAAAACCUUUUUUUUAAUCAAAAUACGGUAGGGUGUCUCUGUUUUAACCGUAAGUCAAUAACAAUAGGCUUGUCCCUUUUUAUAACUUGUUGACAUGUUGGUUUUCUCGGCCGCGCAAACUCCAUCGUUGGAAUUACCGCCUUGAAUACUAAUCUAAUCUUAAGAUCUAUUGGUAUUUUAGUUAUGAGCGUUUUUGUCAAACUACAUGGCUAUAAAUCUUUCUAAAACGUCGUCUUUACGAACGCACGUACAAUCAAACGGUCUCCCUCGAGCUCGCUGUCCACCUUCGUGCCUUUGAGAAGACUUCCCCUUUCGAUUUCGCCUUGCAUAAACCUCGCGAAGCCAGUAUUGAACUCCUAGUAAUUUUUGUCUUAAAAAGUAGUAAUUUCAUACAUAUGGCUCAUUUAAGCUUUGUUUCUGACGAACGAUAGACGCAAGUAAAUACCCUUAAUGUGUAGCAAGGUUUUGUUGAAUUCAUAUUGUGAUAAAAUUAAAUUAUUCGUCAUUUCCUAGUCACCACCACCUUUGCCUUGUGCUGAGACUAAUUUUCGAAAUGUUCGAAGGGUGUUUCGUCGCUCUUUUAAUUUAGGUCUUUACCACUGGUCAGAAUUCGAACUUAAGAUUCGGUUUCGAUCGCCCGCGACUUGCACUGUUUUCUGAAAAAGCUGUUCGGCAGUUUCGUGGCCUUUUGCGAGUAACAUAUUGAUUGACACUUUCGCUCCACCGAGCUUUACAUCAUGGCCGUCUUUAAAGUAUGGCGCUCUGCCAGUCACGAGAUUGGACUUUGGCAAAAAGGCUCCGGCAAGCCGUUUCACCUCCAAGACUAUUUGCCUCAUGGAAAAAACGUGCUCUGACAAGUUGGCUUGACCACAUGUAAAUUUGCAUCGGCUUUUAAUUACAUGUAUUUCCUUACGAUGAUUGUGCUGUCUCUCCAUCAAAAGGGAACUUACCAUUGUAUGAAGUCAUUCUAUGUAGGAAAAACAACGCAGUAUAAUUGUAUUGACUUAAAAUUUUAAUGCUUGUGAUAUUGGCUAGAAAGGGUGUUUUCGAAUAUGAUAUUUCUUAUGGUCGGUCACUGUUUAGGCACAUCUGUUUCUUCAUGACUGCUUCACAUUGUUCUUACGAAGGCCAAACGCUCGAAACGUCAGCUUUUAAACUCUUUACGGUGGCCAAUAUUUACGUUUUUAACUCAGUUGUUAACUCUGAAUGACCCUCUUCAUGAUAUUAGUUUCAUAUAUGUUGGAAACAUAAGAGAUUUAGUGACUGGAUAUUCCUUUGGGGAGUUAAGUUGUGUUAUUUCAUCUUUGCUUCCUUGUACUAGAAGAAAUGAUGAAACAAAGACACCAAAAGGUGUAAAACUUGUAUAGAAAAAUGAAUAACGAGGGGAUAAUAAUUAACAAGAAAAAUCCAAGGAUGACAAAAAUUGGAAAGGAUUGCCUCUGGCAAACUCUAAGGGAUGACAUUAGGAAACACUAACCAUCAGUUUAAGUUCUCAGUAAAUUACUCGAUGGAUCUGUUUGGCGUUACAAUUGAUAAUGAUCUUACUUUAAAGCGGCAUACAUCCUUUCUGUGGAAAAAAGUAAACAGUCACUUCAUCAUUAUGACAAUAUCUGGCAAACUCAUGCCUACUGCAACCAUGUUAUGUCUCUACAGGACACUGUAGACACUUUUCUACUCUAUUGUAUGGCAUUUAUUUAGUAAACAAGAUUCAGACAAACUGGGCCUUUUAAAGAAAUGUAUUCUUCCAUUUACUCUCAUGGAUUUUAACUCUGGCUACAUCGCUAUAAUUUUAACGGGAACAAAAUAGUGGAAUUUUAAUCUUGUAUUGCAGUAUUAAGUACACUGAGUUGAUUAAGAAGGUUGUUUAGGUAGUUAAUUAUUUUGCUUGUUAUAUAGAAUUAACUUGUCUCAUUAAUUAGUUAUUGAUGUAGUUGGCGUGAAGGUAUCAGCGUUUGGGUGCUACUCUGUAAAUUGGAGACUAAAUAAUGUUUAUAUGUAUGUAUGUAGGUAUGUGUUCAAGAAGUUAAGAGGGAACCUGAAAGGGAAGCUAUGCCCUGAUCCCUUUUUGAAAAAAAAACUCUAUAAUAGAUAUUUAAAUGAUAAGUUAUCAAAAAAACAAAAAGGAAGAAAAGAAAUAAAUUUUCCAAGAGAAAAUUUAACAAAAUGUACAAACCAGGUCUGUAGAAUAGCAUUUCUUAGGGUUGUGGACCAAAGAGAAGAUUAGAGAGUGCUCAAGGGGCAAACCGUCAGAGAAGAUUGGGAUUGCAAAGUGGAAAAAUUUUGCACAUUGUUAUGUACUGGGGUUUAUGGUAGUCAGCAAAGAAGACUCCCAAAAUUUUACACAAGAUGGUGUAAGCAAAAGGCAUAAAGGCAUCUUAUGUGCAUGCAGGAACAUAAGUUUGUAAUGAGACAUGAGACACAUUUAAACUCAGGAACACAAAUUUUUUCACCUCUUCCAUGGAAGAUUUUUUUUAUGUCAAAUCAUGAAGCGCUUCAGAGUUAAUAUCUAUGCAUCAUAAGGGUUGUUUCAACAUUUACUUUGAUUGAUUGAAGCUGUGUGCUUCGUCAGAAUGCGGAGCGCAGUAAACUACAGUAGGCAUUAUGCUAAGUUAAAACUAACUCUUGAAGUAAAGUAAUUGUAUGUUAUGGUAAUUUAUAAAGUAGAAGUUAAUUUAUAAAGUAUAAUGUAUCUCUUGCAGCAAAGUCACUGGAAUUUACUAGGAGUCCCUUCUCUUGAAGCUCUCUAAAACUUAAUAGGCCUGUAAAAUAACUUUGUCUUUAUUCAAAUUUUUUUGAAAAUAAGUCAAAUAGCCUAUUACCUAAAGAACCAAAAUUGACUGGUUAUGUUGCCAAGCCCGGCUUCUCUAUUCUUUUGAUUCUGGUUUUUAAAUAUAGCAGCGGGCUUGUUAAGUCACUAGUAUUUUUGACAAACAGGCUCAAGGCCUUUAGGUUAAUUUGUGACUUCCCUGUGUAAUACCAUGACAUUACCAAGCAAAUAGAGGACAAGAGUAGACUUAAUAGUCAACUGAAUGUGUUCCCUGAUUUAACAACAAGUACUGUUACCCAAGUUAUAAGUUUUAAGGUUAACCCUUUAACUCCCAUAAGUGACUAAGACAGAAUUUCUCCUUACAAUAUCAAUACAUUGUCAAGCAGACAAGUGAUGGGAAUAAAGGAAAAUAUCAGUUAGAGGAUUAUUAGUUGAUCCUGUCCAAAUUCUCAAAACUAACAUCACAAGAACUGUAUGGCAGAUAGUAAGGAGAAUUACUACUGAGAUUUUGGGAGCUAAAGGGUUAAAGAAUUACUAAUCAGAUCUUUGGAGUCAAGGAAGUGAUUGAAAUUAAUGGUACACACGAGGUUUACAAAGGAAUUUAAGUCAGUAGGAGGAGAAAAUUACCAAUUGGAUCUUGGGUUUUAAAGGUCACACGAUUUCCAAGGGGACACUGACUGUGGUUCUCUCCUUGUAUCUCUGAACAGAACAUAUUUCUACUAACAAUGGCUGCAAAUUCUGUUGAGAAUCAUACGGAGAAUGUUACUAUUGAACCUCUCUUGGCAAAACGGAUGAGGAAAGACCCUGAUGCAACUACAAGAAAAAGCGUUGUGGUUCUAACGAGGGGAAAUGUUGGAGUUAGGGAUGGUAUGGUGUUUAUGCCAAACACCAUUGAAAUGGCUAUACUCAAAAAACCAGAUAAAGGGCAAUUCAAAACAAACAUACACUUUUCUUCAAACAUGACCGAAACCGAUGUAAAAUCCAUAUUAAUGGAAAACUUUCCAAUUUUGAGAGACAGAAGGUAAAAAAUUUUUUUGUGUAAUUUGUUUAGUUAUUGGAAAAUUGCUUACACUAGGUACUAUAUGCAUGUAAGACCUUUAAUUAUCUUCAGAGUAAGCCUGAUGCAACUUAAGCCAAGACAUUGCUGCUAGAAAAAAGAAAUAAAUCAGUCAGUUGGUCAUCUAGUCAGUCUGUCAAUAUGUCCAAAUACUUUGUCAAAGUUCUAUGUGUUAAUACUAAUUCCUAUUCUCCCAGGUUUUACUGUGCUUCAGUGGUUAACUAUCGAACAAGAUUGGAAUUUCAUGGUGAACGUCGCAUUUGGGAUGGACGCUUCAUCAAGAAAGUGAUUAAAGGAAACUCAGCUCUUUAUGUCUUUGUAGAAGAGGUAUGGGAGCAGGGGCAUCAGUAGAAGUUUACCGAUGAUUGUGUUUUGAUUUUAAGGUGGCAGCGUGGAUCCCUGAACCCUUUUGUUUCCAAGAGUGACCUCAAAGGAAUUUCUUCUUCUACAGUAGUAUCUGUACAUUUCAAGCAUGAAAUUGUUGAGAAGAGUGAACAAUAUUGACUACAGGAUAUUACUUGAUUUGACGCCAAAUUUUUAGGGGUAGACUUAUAAGAAAUGUAUGGGAAACAGUGCUGAAAAUUGAUAUUUAAAUCGUGGGAGUGAUAAGGAAAAGGCUGCCAUACUGGGCCCCAUGUGAUGGUCUUAUGUUUGAGCACACUGGACUGCAAAUGGAAACAUCCUGGUUUGAGCCCUAACUUUCACUGGCAUGUAUUUUCAUUUUGCUACAUUUGAAGAUCAAAAACAUUGGUUUAGGCAGCUUCUCUGAAGAAAAAAAGUUUAAACUUUGUUUAACAAAACACCUUUAAAACUUGUUUAAGCUUUGGUGUGACUGGGGUAUAGGUCAUGAUAUAGAAAAGAUACAACAUGAGCAACACGAGAAAGUGAGUAGGAUUUUAGAUGGUGGCGAUUCCACAAAUUUGCUCCUAAUCCAUUUUUUUUAGGCCUUAUUGUUACGUGUUAGUUUUUGUGUUGGGAGGAAAAGCAGAAAACCCAGAUAAAAACCUUGGAGCAAGGACUAGUACCAACAUAAAAUUCUACCCAUACAUAACACUGGUUCUAUGAGAUGAACUUGGACCCCAGUAAUUGGAGAUGUGCACAUCCCACUUCCCUGUUCCUUCCACCCAUACAAGGGAUAUAAAUGUGUACUAGCAACUUGUCAGGAAAGCCCAAAAAAUAAAUUUUGAGGGUAAUGUGUGGCUGAGUAGCAUCACAUCCUGGGUGUUGGGAUAAUCCCCUCACACUACUUAAGUCAGUAGUGUGUCAGUCUUGACUAGAGACAAGUGUGUUGGUCAUGGAAUGGUUCUCUUAGGGAAAUUAAAGGAGGGAUUAAUUACAAAUAUCUUGGCCGUCACCAAUUUUGGAUGUCAUAGCAAGACACAUGUAUUAUUUCCUUUAGGAUGGGAAUUUUGGAGAAUCAGAGGAUUCGGGAUAUGAAUCUUCCAUUAGAGAGCAGUUAGGAACGAAACGUUCAUUUGACCAGAUUACAACAUGUGGAGAGUUGACAAGCAGUGAGAGCCCAGUGAAAAUGUCACUAUCAUCAAUAGAUGGUCCUGCUCAACCAGGCCCUGAAAAGUUUCCUGUUGUAAUUUCUACACAUGAUGAUCCACUUGAAAACAUUUCAAGUCAUUCAAAUUUGGUAUCAGGGCGUGCUGAGAAAAGUGAUGUUGAGUUAUCAAAUGAAAGACCACUCAUGAAUGUGCAGCAAGAACUUGUGGCACCAAGUAAUACAAUAUUAUUCCUGCAUAAUCCAUUACAGCAGUCUCUUCCAAUGGGUAAGGUGUCAACAAAACAAUGUUUCCAGUUUGCAUUUAUGAAUAAUUUUGGUCAGUACAAUUAUAGGUGGUGGCAAAUUGUCUUAGAUUCUUCUGUCAAAGGGGAGUGGCAUUGUUACAAAUGGCUUCAAGACUGCUGAUUUUGUGUAGCUUUACAAACCAGUCUACUAUACACACCUUACCUCUACUGUUGAACAUUGCAAUUCAUUAAUAAAGAAUUCCUAAUUAGAAGAUUAAUGUAUAAGAAAUUUAACUAUGUUGUCAAUGGUGCACAGUCUAAGGAAAGCAUCUUUUUUAUAUACUCCUUUUGUAAUCUUGAUUUAAGAAAGAGAAAACCCUGUUUUAGGUUAAGUUAUUCUUCUUGUAUUCAGGAGGAAUCCCGUUUAUUGUGUUUCCUACUGCUGGAGGGAUUCCUGUUGCUCCAGCACCAACAGCUGGAAAUAAUGCCUUAAACACAGUACCUGCUCAACAAAGCAUGGAGAUGCCUACCUCUAACAAUCCAGAGUUGCAAACAGCACUACAAGCUUCAACACUUACCCCUCAGCUACAGAGCUUACAUAUUUCGAGUGCAUCUUCUCAGCAACCACAGAACAUGGUUACUUCAGAGGCAUCGCUUUUAGGAAGUUCCGAGGCCCUAACAACUGUUGACACCACUGAAAUAUCUCAGCAGUUGUCUUUGACAGGGGCAGAAGGUGACAGAACUGAUGUAGAAGGGGGUCAGCAGGAAACAGAAAACUUCAAAUCUCCUAAUCAGGAAGAGCCUAAUGUUGAGAAAACUGACUCCUCUCAAGUUCCAGAGAAAGAGUCAGCAGAAGCAAUUGCUCUGGCUAGAGACCAAGAAAGUAGUGGACUUUCCACUCUUCAAAUGUUUGAUCUUGAGGUAUAAAUCUAUAGAUUAAGAAAUGUCUAGUAUGGGAAAUUUAAAUCUGAUAAUUAAAUCAUAAAAUCCAUAAGUUAGCACCUCCCCUUAAGUGAGCACCCCAUUUGAUGAAGUACCCCUACACCUAGCCAAAAUUUAAAAUUGGUGUUCAACACUCCUUAAAAAAAAAAUCUCAGUCCCCUCCCUCUAUUUUAUUGAACAAGUGCUGAAACAACAGGUAAUGGUAUUACUUAUCAGCCCUUUUCCAAUCUCCAGUAAAUUAUUGCUUCAUCAUCAUUAUGAUACUAGAAAACAGUUGCUUUCUAAAUUGCAUCUUACAAUUUCAAAAUCUCUCUCUAGAUCUAAGCUAAAAAUAGAAAUUUUAACCAUAUUCAAUUCAUUACAUAUUUUUAUUCUGCAGCCACUGCUAUCAGAAGAUUUAGGAUUUGGAACAUUUGAAAAGUCAGAAGGUACAUGCAUGUAUGUUGUACCUGAGCUGUCCUGCAAGAUUAUUUCACUUUCUUAAUUUAAAAGUAUUCUAAUCAUUCAAAGCUUUUAUGUGGGGAAACCUCUAUUUAAGUAAAACCUUCAUCAAGGGAAGCCACCUUGGAUCCAGAUGUAAUGAAAUAGACUUCUCUUUCAUCUUUGUAUCUGUUACCAUCGCUGAAGGAACACCGCUAUUCAGGGAAAAGUUUCUCAGGUCUUCAGCUUAUUCCUUGAAUGGAAGUCCUUUCUAUCUGUUACCUUCAUUGAAGUAAAGCCCACCUUUUGGGGACACUUUUUGUGGUUUUUAUUUGUCCCCUAAAUUAAGGUUCCACUGAAUCUGUUCCUUUGCUGAAGGAGCACUUCUCUCUAAGGAACUCUUUUUCUAGUCCUUGGGUUAUCCCCGGGAUUAAUUUUUCACUUUAAUCUUAAGUUUGUUAACCCAUAUCAAUUGUGAUUUGUAGUGUCUGUAAAACUUGAGUCAGCCUUUGAAAUUCAUUCUUGUAUGAAAAGGCAAUUAAGUCACUAUCAAGAGGUAUUUAGAGUGAAGUUGCUGGCAAGUUGUUAAUACAAGGAUGUUACUCACUCGUAAAAUUUGAGUGCAUUGAAGUUGGGUAAUGCUAUGUAAUGGUAUUAUCUCUAAUUACACAUUAUUUGUUUUUCAGAAAACAUUCUUCAGGACAUACAUAUAGCUCCAGCUGGUGCAGCCACGAGAGGGGACACUUAUGCUAAAAAUGUGAUGUUGUUGAAGAAUGAGGACUUAGCACAAAGGGAUGGUAAUAUACUUAUGCCAACCACUAUUGAGAUGGCAAGAAUGAGAAAGACUGGACAGUAUAAAAAACAGGUCCAAUUCUCCAAAAGCAUGUCAGAAGAUGCAGUGAGGAAAAAAAUUCAAGAAACAUUUCCCGCCUUUGACUUAAGUGUAAGGUAAAGGAAAUUUAAAGUAGGAAUUUUAGUUAAAUAAAAUUUUAUUCAUUGAGGUCAGAGGUAAUUGUAAAACUGACUCCACAACAGAUUGUUCCAGUUUUUUCCAAAGGAAUCUCAAGAUUUUGUUCAUUUGCAAUUCAAGUUUUUAUUUUUUAAUGGCCAGUUCCAGGGUUAUGACCCAGGAGGCAAAGAAAGAAAAAGAAUAAAUUCCCUACCACUAAAAUUCCCUUUGAGAAAUAAUGCUUUUUUUUCUAUUGGGCAGGUUUUCUUGCGCAUCAAUCAGUAACACGGAUAGUACUCUUCAAUUUCAUGGGGAUCCUCGUGUAUGGGAUGGAAAAACAAUAAGAAGAAUCCUAAAGGGAAAUUCAGCUCUUUACAUUGUUAUGGAGGAGGGGAUUCAGGUACGUCGAAGGACAGUAAUAUCCUUGACAUCAUAACUUGUUCUCUAAACCAAUGCCUGCAAAAGAGGUAUAUGUCAUUAAAAAAGUGAAACACUUACGAUAAAGAAUGGUUAAAAAUAUCAUUAGUAAGAACCUACUGGACUUUUGGUGGGUAUGCAGUUGUGAAUCACCCCUGUUUUACUUAAACCUCGUUUGGAAAGUGUUUUACUACAACUAAAACUCACUCCCUAGAAAAAGGUUUACGCUUUUGGUAAUUUGGAACAGAGGGUUUCGUGGACCUUUGAAAUUUUCUUUCUCAAAAAUUGGCUAUGCGGUUGUGAAUCAUGCUUUCCUGGCUUUGCUUACUCGUUUGCAAAGGGUUCCUACCGAGUUGUAAAUUUGAAAAAACAAAAAAUGCUCCGAAACUACCAAUUAAAGUUAAACUACUUGGAUUCUCAAAACGCGAUAACGUCAUGAUUUCGUAUGUACUUUUAACUGGCGGAGUUUGAAUGCAACAAUCGUGACAAUCCAAAGUGAUUCCUCUCUCGUGUAUGUGCCUCACCUACUAAUUAGUGGUUUCAAUGGUUUAGUGUGGACGUUAUAAAAGGCCAAUUUUCAAUUGAGUGUCCUAAGUAAUCCGAGAUUAGUUAAGUUUUGCUUUACUUCGCUCUGUGAUUGGCCCAAAAAACUCGCGCCACUCUCUCAACUAAUCAGACGCAAAAGUAAAACCAACCACGACUUGGUCGCCCGCGUUCUCCCGCGCCUUAGGCAGUUUGAUUGUAUCUAAUUUGAGUUCUCAUUGGCUCUUUAUUUUCCUUCCAUCUGAUUGGCCGUUGUGAUAACUUUGUUUUGGUUUUAAGACCCUCAAUCGAAAAGCGUUGAAGUAAGUUUUGGAUUUAUCUUGGAUCUUGCUCUUGACUGUCAGAAUUCAUCAGGAUGUCAGGAAUUUUAUCUUUGUUCUGUUUGUUUCUUUGUUUCUUUGUCAGAACGGACUCGAUAUGCUUUCGAAUGUCGCCUUAGGUGUAAAGGUUUGUUUUUGCUAAUAUUUAUGAUAGUAUAAGGAAGGUAGCUAAUCAUGGGUUACUUACUACCUCGUGCAAAAACGAUUUUUUCCAAACCCGCUCUCAUUGACCGUUUUUCCUGAUGUUUCAGCAGACGUCCACUACAUAAAAAACCUUUUAGCCUGAUUUCUCUUGUAUGAAGUUUAUUAUACAAGUUUCUUUGAAUCGGUUUUUUAAGCUCUCUUUUAAUCCUCUCUCUGCUUAGAACUCGAUUUUCUUUAGUUUUUUCUUUGUUUCUUCUCUCCCAGAACAAGGUCUCAGUGAAGUAAAGAAUUUCCCUAUUUUUUAUGAUGCGUUUUUUUCCUAACAACAGUUAAUUAUCCCUCUACAUCAUUACAUAAAACAAAACAAUUUCUUGUCUUCUGAUUUGCAUUUUACAUUUUACCAUCUGUCCUUAGUUCUAACCAUAAUUGAAAUUUUAACCAUUUACAGUUCAUUACAUAUUGUUAUUUUACAGCCACUGUCGUUAAAGGAUUCAUCUGGAAAGUCCGAAGGUACAUACAUGGAUGUCUUACCUGAGCUGACGUUCGAGAUUAUUUCACUUUCGCAAAUAUUCUAAUAGUUCAAAUAUUUCAUUUGGGAAAAUUCUCUCUAAGUAACACGUUCUUUAAGGGAAGCAGCCUUGGAUCCAGACUAGUAAACUUUUCUUUCAUCUUUGUAUCUGUUACCAUCACUGAAGGAACACUUCUAUUCAGGGAAAAUUUUCUCUGGUCUUCAGCUUGUCCCCUGAAUGGAGGUUUCACUGAAUAGUUUAUCUUCAUUAAAGAAAGGCCCUCCUUUUAAAGACACUUUUCAAGGUUUUUAUAAGUCCCCUAAAUAAAGGUUCCACUGAAGCUGUUCCUUCACUGAGGGAGCACCUCUAUUCCAAGGGGCACUUUCUUGUCCAGAGAUUGUCUCCUAGGUGAAGGUUGUACUGUAUUAGUUUGCAAACCCAUUUUAACAACGAUUAGGAGUGUCUGUAAACUUGAGUUAGCCUUUGAAAUACCCUGUUAACACUGACUUAAUCAAGUAACUUUUAUUUCCUUUUAGAUAUUUUGGAAAUCUUUCCUAAUAGAGGGCCCAUUGAGGUAAAUAUAUAUAUAUUUUGUACAGUAGUAUACUACCUUUUGGCGCUUGAACUUGACUUGAAUUUAUACUUCUCCGAACAUGUAAUUAUCUUUCGAUUUUGUGUGCUUGCGUCGAGAGGGUUGCCACUGAAAGUAAAAGUAUGUGCCAGAAACCAUUUGGGGCGUACUCCUCCUCUAAAACUUAGCUAUCUAAGAUAAAUUUAACCGAUAGUAUGCGUUUCUUUUAGGGUGGAUCGCCAUUUAUCCUAGUUUUUGCGCAGGGUCUUCCACCGGAAGUAAAUUCUGCCAGGGCAGAUUUUGGAAAGAAGACUGUUGCUAACUUGAAAAGAACUAAUGCUUUUAAUUUGAGCGGUAAAAUUCCGGGUAAGUUUUUUAUGGCCUAAACACUAGAAAAAUGUUUUAUACUUCCUUUUUUCGAGUACGUUUCCUGCAUUUAACGUUAUUUUUUGUAAACUGUUUUUUUUUUUUUUGCAAUUUUGUACCUCAGCAUCUGAUAAGCCUGGCAAAGUAACUGUUACAGUGUAUUCUUCGACUGGAGGAAUUCUUGGAAAGACUGAUUUCGACUAUUACGAUCAAGAUAAGGAAACACUGUUACGACUGGUUAAAGAUCCAAAAUUACAAAGUGAGUUUUUCUGCCAUUGGGCUGAUUUUAUGGUUGAUAAAGCGAAGAGAAGUGAAGGACAAGAUUUACCGCAGCCUUCGGCAGGUACGUUCUUGCAACUAUUUUGAACACCUUGAGAUCGCGAGUACACUCUUGAGUUCUAAGGUUUUUUUUUCUUUUCCUGAACAUGACGAGUGUAAAAAGCAGUCUGACCUCCUCGUAACGGCCAUCUAAGGGGCAGAAGAUAGAGUCCUUUGUAGAAAGAUGGCAGUUAUUUUAGGAUCGGUUGUCGAGGUGACCCUCAUUUUUUUAAAUUUGGAGCAUUUUUUCUCAUAUAUAACAAAGGCUUGUUGUACCAUAAAAGGCGGCUACAGGUUUGUCAUUAAUUGUAGUUACUGCUAGGCGUUACCCUUGUAAAAUGAAGCCCAUUACUUAGCUACUUUCAUAUUUAAUUUAGUCACCAGCAGAUAACAUCAUUGUAAAACUGACUGUUUGGUUUUCAAGAACUCUGGACCCGACUGACCCUGAAAAACUUCUCAAUUGACCCUGAUAUAACCUUUCGCUGAGGUUGUUGAAACGCAAGUCACUGUAACCGACUACAGUUCUUUUCAGGACUACUCUCAUCCUGACGAUAAGACUAAAAGAUCAAAUGUUACUCCUGAAUUCAAACCAAUUCUUAUCAAAGCCUCAGUUCUAAAAUGUUUUGAACAUUGCAAAUUUUUUUUUUGUUUUUUUUGGUAAACAUUAUCAAACUCUUUAUCACUUUUUCUAGGAUUCUCACCACCAAACCAAGUGUUACGCGUACUGGUUCGUAUAGCAGCAAACUAUACUGGCCAACAACUGUUUGAAUUGUUCUUCAACUCCCCUCCUGCAGGAAAGGCAGUCUUUCUAGCUUUUAAAUUAAUGCGUAGAUUCUCUGACGAGAAUUGGGACGAUCAAGAAUUCCCCCCAACAGUCGGUUGGCUUGCAAUAGGUGCUGAGGAAGCGCAAAGACGACUUAGUAAGUAAACACUCUCCAGUACAUAGGCGUGGCAUUCGUGAAUGCCGGCGAGAUUCAGAAUUUCCUGGUUAAAAUCUCCUACUUUGCCACUUAACCGGAUUUACUACGUGGUAGUUCUCUAUUUAGCUUCGACUCGAUUCGAUUAUGAGACCCUAUGGAUCCGCUAGAUAUUGAGCCUACCGCUGUUACAUUGCCUUAACAACUAACUCGUUUGCCUUUCAACAGUUAGAAUUUUGAUACUUAAUAUUAUAUUGCUCUACUUUUCUUUAAAUUUGCAAUGUGUCAAUCAGCACUGAGAUGCUUAAUACCCCGAAACGCCAGUAAAGUUAUAUAAUGAUUUGUGUUAUUUAAUAACCGCAUUAUGUCCAAACAGAUCACACUGAUGAAAUCAAAGAAACUGGAUAUUUAAGUGAUGAAGAGUCAUCGUCUAGUGAAUCUUCUUGCUCCGAAACCUUUCAUUCUGAAGACAGUUCUUCAACGACUUCAAGUGAAGGUAACCGAUUUUUAUCAUCCUGUUUGCUUACAUGUGAGUAAAUUUCAGAAUGUUCUAUCCUAAUUUAACAAAAUUUUACUAAAAUUCACGAGUGGUUGUUUAUUUUGAGAGGCACCAAUAGGAAAGUGUACACGUUUGGUACUAAAUUUUCUAUUGCUCUGCUUUUGUUUAAAUUUGCAAUGUACCAAUCAGCACUGAGAUGCCAAAUACGCCGAAACUUAAGUAAAGUUAUGCGAUGAUUUGUGUUAAUUAAAUAAUCACAUUAUGUCCAAACAGAUCACGCUAAUGAAAUCAAAGAAACUGGAUAUUUGGGUGAUGAGGAGUCAUUGUCUAGUAAAUCUUCUAGUUCCGAAUCCUCUUAUUCUGAAGACAAUUCUUCAACGACUUCGAGUGAAGGUACCUUAUUUUUGUCAUCCUGAAUACUUACAUGUAAAUAAAUUUCAGAAUUUUUUAUCAUAAUUUAACAAAAUUAUAAUAAAAUUCACGAGUAGUUGGUUGUUUUGAGAGGCACCAAUAGGCAAGUGUACACGUUUGAUCUAGUACCUCAUAUUCUAUUUGUUUACUUUUAUAUAAAUUUGCAAUGUGCCAAUCAGCACUGAGAUGCUGAAUAAGCCGAAACUUAAGUAAAGUUAUAUGAUGAUUUGUGUUAAUUAAAUUAUCACAUUAUGUACAAACAGAUCACACUGAUGAGAUAAAAGAAACUGAAUAUGAAGGUGAUGAAGAGUCAUCGUCUUGUAAAUCUUCUAGUUCCAAAACCCCUCAUUCUGAAGACAAGUCUUCAACGACUUCGAGUGAAGGUACCCUAUAUUUUUCAUCCUGAUUACUUACACGUAAAUAAAUUUCAGAAUGUUCUACAGAUAGGUAGAUGCAUGACCUUUAUAUAUAAUCGAUAACAUUUUAAGCUAUGAAAUUUUAGGGUCGUGUGAAGAAAAAAAAGAAAAUUACACGUUAUGUAAAUAUAAGUUGAAUUUGAAAAUAGAAAAUGAUAUGUCAGUAUAACUUCCAAAUGAAAACAAAAUCGGUAUGUAUAAGGCGUGCAGUAGAAGCGGAAAGUAUGCGGUCCAGUUGUUAGUGAUGCCCAAAUAGUAAUAUUUGUCGCCCAAAUAGUAAUAUUUGUGGUAGUUUAGAGCACUUUUCAAUUUAGUGUCGUAAAAUCAAAACCAAAGUGAUUACAACAAUCAACCAAAGCAAGGAAAAUAUGACAAGGAGUCAAUGCUAUUUAAUAGGUUGCAAUCCUAUGCGUUUGAAUUUGUCACUGUAAAUUUUUUCGACCCCAAAUUUCUCACAUGAAUUUCAGUAAUUACGAGGUAAAACUUUGUUGAAAAAAAGUAAAUUGUGUAUUUAUUUACGUAUGAAAUGUCCAAGUUACUAUUGAAGAUUUGAUGUGAAAGAUUUAAUGAAACACACACUGAAGACUUAUCUUUUCUAGAACGUUGAAAAUAUUCUUCACGAACACAAUUCUCACCAAAAUAUUUCAGCAUCUCUACUGUUUUCAACUUUAUAACUGAUUUAGAUCAAAGCCCCACAUCAGAGGAGUGUUGUGGCCCUGUGACUGUCGCGAAAUACGGAAGAAAAAACGAAGCAGAAGAGGUAUCUUUGAUGAAAGCCUGCAUGGAAUUUGUAAGUCAAGACCUUAGUCGGCUCAAACCAAAGCCCAAAGUCAAUGAUCAGGAGAGAGGAGGAAGUAGCAGCGAAGAAGAUUUUUCGUCAGGUAACAAAGAUUGGCGAGAAUACUACAACAGUAGUUUUCUACUGGUUCAGGCAAAGAGGGAGCGAACAAGAGGACGCCUCAUGCUUCGGAUAUGGAGUAUUACAAGUAACUUGAUUAAUUGGUGAAAAGGCCUGUCACUCAAUAUGGCUUUCAGAGACAUCCCUAAAAUUUUCUUAUUCUCUUUCUUCGUUUUUGAAAAUAUGCAGCAUACAAAUUUUUGGUUUGGUAAGAAGUGAUUUUUUAACGUAAACAGCUUUGACGGCGUCGAGUGCAUGAAGUCGAUUAACUUUUGAGUAGAAUAACGUGUUUGUGUCAAGGGAAGAUUAUCUGAUGUUCACUUGUUUAAUUAUUAUUUUUUUCUUUUUUUAACUUUACCAGGUGAACAUAAGCGAGAAGUUGCACGAGAGUCGCGAAGGCAGAAUAUUCAGCAACGAAAUCCCGUUUUUAAUUUGAACUUCGAUCAGAAUUCAAUAGCCGAGAAGACCAGACGUGCUAAAGAAAGAAGCGAUGAGGAGGAAACAGGCGAUUUGAAUGGAGCUCCCCUAUAGCAGAGGUAGAAUGGAACAACAGUUUAACGAAAUUAACAGUUAGCAAUCCAUUGAUGAAAUUUUAUGUCGCGAAAAGUGAAGUUUCAGAACAAAUACUUUGAGAAUGUUGUAACCACUCAUUCCCACUUUCAAGAGUGAACGUAAAAGAGGACAAAAAUUAGGAACAAGGCUUCCUGCGCUGACAAGUUCGGUACCAGUUCUUUCCGAGGAGGAUUAAAGCAAUACGAGUCUUCAGUGUAAGUAUUGGUAGCUAUUAUAGCUUUGUACCUAUAUUGUAACACUCAACCCAACCGAUUAUUACUUUCAUUGAUAUUUGGUCGCAUUUAUGCGAGGAUUUACGACGUCCACAAUUUAUAAUAACCAUAUGGCUCAAACAAGGAAGACGUUUGCUCCAGAAAUAACGUUAUUUUUAUCUCCGCCAUUGAAUGAUUUAUAUAACCGUUCGAAAAAUCGUAUUCAAAUAUUCUUUAAAAAUAUUCAACCUAAGACGCUGUCAUUGGAAUAUUGCUUAACAGCCUGGCCGCAAUGAAGCCUCACUGGAAAUCUCUGAAAACAAUUGGGGGCUACAUAAAAAGGCAUCCUUGACUCAAAUUGUGAUUAUUUUUAUUUCGAUAGGUGUCUUUGUCCUAUGUGGUUUGUGAUUUCGUCGUGUGUGGCUGAAAUAUUGUUUCAAUGCGGCGUUCAUAUCCAAUAUUAGCACAAUUGAUGGCAAUUCUUGCACGGUUAGAUCGCGUACUCACUUACUUACUUACUUAAUUACUUAGUUUGAAGUCAAAAUGUAGUACCUCGUUAAUACUUACGUAUAAUUUUCGAGGGGACGAACUUGGUAUUUCAAAUUUGGUAACUUGGGAGCUCUGAUGCUUGAGAAGAUUGUAGAGGAGUAUGUUUGGACUCCGGAUUCCGAACAAGUGCUUUCUGAGAGCUUUAGCGUAGCGAAACUACGAAAUGGCCGCGAAAAGGCUGGUGAAAUUACCACUUAAACCAAUAAAUUUUCCCUAUGACAUCUCGCGCACUUUAUAUGAGUGUUGCUCCUUUACAGCCGUGGUUUAUAAUUUUUUAAAAUUAUUUUUUCCAUUUAAGAAAUACCAAGUUAAAUGCAAAGACAUGAGGAUAACAGGAAUUAUGAUUCUAAAGAGUACGCUUUUGUUUUUCAGAGGAUUGAUGCUCUCCACCAACACUGAGUUCGGAGAAGAUUUAAUUGAGCGCCAUCAAACCGAAUGAAACAUUAUACAGAUGUUACACUUAAUGUAUGGAAGCAAGAACUACUUCUCCUGAGUAGUCUCCAAUAUUUACACGUUUGUAUAUGUAGACUGUUCAUAUUGGCGGGAAGCAACUUAAGGUGAUUCAGAAACUGUUAAAAAUAUUGAGCGUUUGUAAAUAAAUAUUCAUAUUACAAGUAUGCUGUUCCUGUUUAGUCUCCAAUGUUUACACAUUUGUACAUAUAGACCGUUCAUAUUAGCGUGUGACAACUUAACGUGAUUCAGAAACUGUUAAAAGACAUUGAGCAUUUGUGAAUAAAUAUAUUUAUAUCAAGUAUACAAAUGUAAAAUUGACAUUAAAAUUUAGCUAC
Messenger RNA from Pocillopora meandrina, 18319 nucleotides. Lineage: Eukaryota; Metazoa; Cnidaria; Anthozoa; Scleractinia; Pocilloporidae. The record is from the annotation of a GenBank genome assembly.